Larimichthys crocea (large yellow croaker) is the source of this 1639-nucleotide messenger RNA. RefSeq names its product F-box only protein 47. Gene Ontology annotation, molecular function: protein binding. The transcript has 11 exons. The coding region runs from base 112 to 1458 and encodes 448 amino acids. Lineage: Eukaryota; Metazoa; Chordata; Actinopteri; Sciaenidae. The record is from RefSeq and is a predicted model, not a curated record.
UUUAAAGUGACUCUUCAUUCAUUUCGCGCCGUUGUCUCCGGCGUCAUCAAAGGCAGCUAAACUCAUCUGCUAACUUCACUUUUACAAGUUUACAGUCUUGAGGUGGCGAUAAUGGUGAGGAACACCUCGAGAAAUACUGGCUACACACUGACACGCAGGUCCAAGCACAAACACAAGAGGACUCAGCACCACCACCACCAUCAUGGGCCCCACCCGGCUAGAACCAUCGUGACCCGCCGACAGAGUCACAUCAGCGGCAGCUUCUUCCACAUGCUCCCCCCGGAGGUGUUUGACAUGAUCCUGGACAAGCUGUCUGUGCUGGAGAUGAGUGUGUUCAGCAUGGUGUCCAAGGAAAUCACCGGAUGUGUUGUUGACUACAUCUCUACCGUGGCCUGGAAGAACAGAACGAUCGUUCAGAGCUUUCACCACUCCACCUGCCUUGAACAGAGAUCUACUAUCGGACACUACAGAGAUCUGGGUUUGUUGUUCAAGAGGUGCACCCUGUUGCUACCGACAAAGGAAAGGUUAAAAUUUAUCUUUAGCAAGUUUUCACAGAUCCCCUGCUUCAUGUUGGAGCAGUGUUCAUCACUAGACUGCACUGGCUUCUGCAGCUACGGAGUCUUCCUCCAGACACUGAUCGCAGGCUGGGAUGAGCUGGAGUGCCAAAGAGUGUUCAACUUCCUGUGUGACCUCACAAAUCUACUGCAAAAAGUUGACGCAGUCAUUACUGGAAAACCAGGUGUGAGGUGGUACAAAGAGCUCCAGCUCCGUCUAUUCUGCCGUCAGGUUCUGUUGGACCCGUGGCCGAACCAACCAGAUUCCCAGUUCUGGCUAAUGCAACUCCUGAAGCCUUGGCCCAUGGUCAGCCAAGCACGCUUACUGUUCAUCCUCUAUGGACCUCUGCUUCCUGAGGGCAGCCUCGGUUGGCAGGAUCUGGUGGAGAGGGGGCUGCCUCACAGCGCUCUGUGGGACCUUUCCAAGGCCAUCCUCCUGCUUUUCGACAAAGUAGAAGUCAAAGACAAUGUGAUUCAGGCAAUCCUGGAGGAGCUCAUUGUCAUUCCCCAGCCAUGGCAUGUGGAGAAUGUGGCCCGCCUCUUGGUGCUGUGUGGCAGCAGUCUCUGCUACGCCAUUCUAUCCAGCAAGGCCAUCAACGGACGACUUCGUGAGAUCUCCAGACUCAUCGUGUACAUCAUAAUGGUGUGCGAGAAGGACGGCUAUCACAUGUCCUGGGCGGUGAAGCUGGUACAGCAGAUCUGCAAGAUCUUCAACACAGCUCCUGAAAGGUUCUUCUUCAUCCAGGAGCUGGAGAACAUGUUUUCAGAGGUCACCAGGGAUGUAUUUGAGUUUUCUGUAGCAGGAAACCAUUUUGGAGACGGGGAGACUUUCCAGACCCUGUGUAUCCUCCUGAACUCCAGUGCUCGCUUCCACACUACAUUCCUCCACAUGCUCCUCAAAUAGUAACGAUGAAGAUUGAAAGUGACAAGAUGUGGAGGAUAGGAGGAUUUCUUUUACAGUUUAAAAUCUUGUUCCUCUAAAAAUUUUUGUAAACUAUUUAAUAUUUAUUCAUUAACAAUAACAAUAUUUAUUGACGCUAUUAUUUAUUCUCAUUGAACCUCUGUGCAAAUAUAGCUGUGAUACA